AUGCCUAACUGGAUUCUUGGGGACAAAUUCAACACCGUCUAUUCGCACAAGGGCUCUAUCAAGACCCUUUGGGAAACGCGUUGGAAGUUUGCCUGCCAAAAAGGAGUUUAUCCAUUUCAUGAUGGAUCCUACGAGGACUUCGAGCCAAUAUUCCAGAAGCUUAUAUCAGAAAACAUCAAUGAUGCCAGCACGGAUGAAUAUACGUCUACAUUCUUUCCUAUCGCAUCAGAGCUAGAAUCUCAAGCAUCGCAGGCUUUGGACUCUGGUAAAACAGACCACGCAAUCGACCUGUUCCGCCGCGCCGCGGUAGUCUAUCGGAUCUCGCGCUUUCCCUAUGUCGACAUAACCCAACCAAACUCCAUCAAGCGAACUGCAUUCGAGCGACAAAAGCAGGUAUACCUGAAGGCUGCUUCUCGAUGGGAUUCACCGAUCAAGGAAGUUAUUAUCCCGCACAGCAGUCGCGGUAGAAAUGACGGUCAAGAAAUCCCGAUCUACACUCGCGUACCGAGCAACGCUGGCCCAGAGAACCCUGUCCCCGUCGUCCUUAUUAUGACUGGACUAGACGGAUACAGGCCAGAUAACAGCCAACGGACACACGAGAUCAUCGGCCGCGGAUGGGCUGUCGUCAUCGCCGAGAUCCCGGGUACAGCGGAUUCGCCUGCUGAUCCUGCGGACCCAUCAUCUCCUGAUCGGCUAUGGGAUAGCAUCUUCGCAUACAUGGCGACACAGCCGAUGCUGGACAUGAGUCAAGUUGUGCUCUGGGGACUCAGCGCGGGAGGGUUCUACGCCAUCCGAGCCGCCCAUACACACGCAAGCCGACUACGUGGGGCUAUUGCACACGGUGCGGGAUGCCAUUAUUUCCUGGACAAAGAGUGGCUCAGUCGCGUUGAUGACCAUGAGUAUCCUUUCUCAAUCAUGCGGGGAUGGGCAAAGAAAUACGGUUACGACGAUAUUGAGGUCUUUGUGCGAGAAGCACGACAGAAGUUCUCACUGGUGGAAACGGGUAUUGUCGAUCAUCCUAGUUGCCGAUUGCUUUUGUUGAAUGGUGUCGACGAUGGGAUUACGCCAAUUGAAGAUUCUCUGCUGCUCUUUAACCAUGGAAGUCCGAAGGAGGGAAGGUUUUUUGAAGGCUUGCCACAUAUGGGGUACCCCGACAGCUUGCCUGUCGCUUACAAAUGGCUGGAAGGCAUUCUGCCCUGUGAACCAAAGCAAAAGAAUUAG
Aspergillus pseudotamarii is the source of this 1221-nucleotide messenger RNA. RefSeq names its product heptaketide hydrolyase ayg1 (gene ayg1). NCBI's taxonomy places the organism in Eukaryota, Fungi, Ascomycota, Eurotiomycetes, Eurotiales, Aspergillaceae. The transcript has 6 exons. Bases 1 to 1221 code for a protein of 406 amino acids. The record is from RefSeq and is a predicted model, not a curated record.